Molecule: messenger RNA, 1313 nt
Organism: Venturia canescens
Lineage: Eukaryota; Metazoa; Arthropoda; Insecta; Hymenoptera; Ichneumonidae
Product: odorant receptor 13a-like
Exons: 5
Coding region: 1-1170 (389 amino acids)
Biological process (GO): detection of chemical stimulus involved in sensory perception of smell; sensory perception of smell
Cellular component (GO): plasma membrane
Molecular function (GO): olfactory receptor activity; odorant binding
Source: RefSeq, a predicted model, not a curated record
AUGGUCGAUGAACUGUCGAGUUAUAGGAAUUAUGUCCGGAGGUUAAGGGGGUUGCUGCUUAUUGCUGGAUUAUGGCCGACGAGAAAAUUGGACUGUUCAGCGUAUCAUUUUAUGUGCUAUUUCAAUACCUUCGGCUGUUUCAUUCUGAGUUGCGCAACUUUGAACUAUGGUCGGGUACAUUCUAACGAUCUCGAGCUACUGACUAAAAGUAUCGGCGUUGCGGGGAGUUUUGUGUCGGCGACGUUGAAGGUUACAUGUCUCCGCAUGAAUUACAAAAUGUUGGCAGAUCUUCAGCACACCCUCGAGAAAUACUUCGAGGAGAGUAUUACGAAUCCGAAAAUCCGAACCGAAGUUUUCAGCCACCUGAAUAUCUAUUCGCAGCCGUUUUAUGUGUUUUCAAUGGUAGUUUUUCUCCUUAUUUUUCUUAUUCUGAUAGCACCACCAAUAGUUAUUUGUAUAGAAUUGUCGAAAGAUAUUUAUCCACUACAUUAUCUACUGCCGUAUGCCGCCAAAUAUCCCUGGUCUUUUGAGGGUGCAAGUUUUCUUUAUUACGUUCAUUAUGUGUGGCAAAGUUCUUCUGCGUUGUAUUUGUUUUUGGUUACUUCCGGGGUUGAUUCGUUAUUUGGUUAUUACGUGUUUCAAAUGCGCGCUAUUUUUCGAAUGAUGAGUCACCAAUUAAAAAUUCUCACUCAUACCGAUGAGAACAAACGCAAAAUCAUUCGCGAAAUCGUGAACAUGCAUCAAGUGCUCAGCAAGUGUCGGGAUCAGGUCGAAAUGAUUUAUGGACCGAUCAUCCUCUGGAUUUUCAUCUCGAGUGCCGUUAUCAUAUGCACUCUCGUUUUUCAAGCUACUCAGACUCGGGAGCAGUCGGUUAGACAUGCAGUUCUAUUCUUCGUCUACAUAACCGUAAAAUUGGUUCAAGCUUUCAUGUACGCGUGGUACGGAAGUGUCGUCAUCACGGAGAGCGAAGAGUUUCGCAUUGCGAUUUACAGCUGCGACUGGCCUGGAUCCGGGGACAAAUAUUUGAUGAACAACAUUCUCAUAAUGAUGUGCACCAGACCAAUGGGGUUCACGGCCUGCAAAUUUCUCAUCAUCUCCACUGAUAUGUUCACUACGAUAAUCAACACUUCGAUGUCUUACUUCUUCUUACUGCGGACAAUGGAUGCAUAACACUGACCACAUUGUUCCGUCACGAUUCUCAUAGUUUAGAAAAAUUUUCCUCAUGAAUUAAAAUACUGUAAGGAGAAGACAAACAAAUAACUGUAUCACAAAUAUGUUACAGCGAGUAGUUUACGCAAAAAUAAAAUAGUAAA